Molecule: messenger RNA, 1364 nt
Organism: Desarmillaria tabescens
Lineage: Eukaryota; Fungi; Basidiomycota; Agaricomycetes; Agaricales; Physalacriaceae
Exons: 2
Coding region: 1-984 (327 amino acids)
Molecular function (GO): protein binding
Source: RefSeq, a predicted model, not a curated record
AUGAACAUCUACGCAAAACUAUUUCGCAAAACCACCGCCGAUGCUCCCUUUAACGAUCCCACCGACAGUGUUGAUCUGGUGAUCCGCACAGCUGACAAUGUCGACUUCUUCGUCCUCAGCGCACUACUAUCACUACGAUCCCCAUCGUCGUUUUUCCGUCAGGUUUUGCAAGGCAACAAGCACACAGAAGAGAGAGAUGGCUUUCCCGUCCUCGAAGUGAAGGAGAACAGUGACAUACUCCGAACUAUCCUCCUGUUCUGCUAUCCAUACGCCACCCCCGAGAUUAAAAGCGUCAAGCAGAUACUGGAGUUGGGGAUGGCGCUGGACAAGUACUGUAUGGACCAUGCCAUGGAGAGGUUCAUCGCAGCUGUCCUCGCUUCAUCCGUGAUUAGUGAACAACCCUUACGAGUAUUCGCUCUGGCUGUCGCCAACGAAUGGAAGGAGAUGGGAGAAGCCGCGGCGAGGAAAACUCUCGCGAUACCCGGGCCUCUCAAUCGGGCAAUAUCAGAUGUCGAGGAGCUGAGUGAAAUCAGUGCCCGCCAUCUCUACCGUCUCCAAGACUAUCAUAUGCGGUGCGGGAAGGCCGCUCAGAUCCAAGCAGGGACAGUAGCGCCGCUUCCCUGGCUUGACGGAAAGUCUUCUGGUCUUCUGUUCCUGCGCAAUAACCACAAUGCGUAUGGAUGUCGAUGGUGUAAUAAUGUGGUGCAGAUCGUGGCGUCCACAAAACAUGCAAAUUUCUAUGGCCAUCCAUGGUUGAACGAUACCUACUUUCCACUGGUGAACGCAAAGGUGCUCUCCGAACCCUUGCCACAGGUUGCUCUAGAUGAUCGCAUUGUCGAUCAAGCUGUUCUCGCUAGCACCAAACAAUGCGGUCGAGAUCAGUGGGCUGAAAUCGCUGACAGUCAGAUUCGCCUUUUCGGUAAGAUAGUGGCGGAAGAAAUCGAAAGGCGAAUUUCAGAGGUUCCCUUGGACAUUGAGUGGUAAAGAUGACUUGACAGUCCACGGAAUGUCAGAAUGGGAGGUGGUAUCGAGUCUAGGGUAAUUUGGAACUCUGGGACGGGGGUGUCAGUGACGAGUUUAGGCAGUCCUUGAAGUCCGUUGAGUUAGAUUGACAUCUGUAAAAGGCCCUUCCGUAAAACGUGUUCUUAGUAUCUACCAACUUCUCCGACCAGGCAGUCCUAUCAAAACUCGCGAUGACCUCAUUAACUUAUCGUAUGAAGGAAAGGACCUCCACCAUGCGUUAUUUCAAUUCCGAGUCCUGUGCAUACAGGAUUCGGUCUAUGCUAACUGCAUCUCGAAUAAGGUGCUGACUGCGAACGAGGAGAGUCAAGGAUGAAGGCAAGAUUCAGCCCUUCUCGUUUGCU